This is a messenger RNA of Brassica oleracea var. oleracea, 1383 nucleotides long. Its product is annotated as AT-hook motif nuclear-localized protein 23. Lineage: Eukaryota; Viridiplantae; Streptophyta; Magnoliopsida; Brassicales; Brassicaceae. The transcript has a single exon. The record is from RefSeq and is a predicted model, not a curated record. Gene Ontology annotation, cellular component: nucleus. Gene Ontology annotation, molecular function: DNA-binding transcription factor activity; minor groove of adenine-thymine-rich DNA binding. The coding region runs from base 233 to 1114 and encodes 293 amino acids.
CCUUCUCCUUCUACUUUUUAUCAUUUCCCUUUCUCCUUCCAUUUUCGCCUUCCUAACUUCUCCUCAAUCCUCUCUCACUAUUUUCUAGUUUAUAUUUUUGUGCGUUUAAAAGAAAAAAAUAUAGAAAAUCUACAUAGAAGAGAAGCUUUAUUUUAAUCUUGUUGUGUGUGUGCGUGGUUUUUAUAUAAUUUUUUUUACAAAUUAAAAUCUCUCCUUUGCUUUUGAUGUGAGCAUGGCUGGUCUUGAUCUAGGCACAUCUUUUCGUUACGUUAAUCACCAGCUCCUUCGUCCCGAUCUCCACCUUCACCACAACUCCUCUUCCGGUGACGUCACUCCUGGCGUCGGAAUAGGUCAUUUCACCGCCGACGACGAAGACAACAACCACCAAGGUCUUGACUUAGCCUCAGGUGGAGGAGGAUCAGGAAGCUCCGGAGGAGGAGGUCAUGGCGGAGGAGGAGGAGGAGACGGUGUUGGCCGUCGUCCACGUGGCAGACCACCGGGAUCCAAAAACAAACCGAAACCUCCGGUAAUAAUCACGCGCGAGAGCGCAAACACUCUUAGAGCUCACAUUCUUGAAGUAACAAACGGCUGCGACGUUUUCGACUGCGUUGCGACUUACGCUCGUCGAAGGCAGCGAGGGAUCUGCGUUUUGAGCGGUAGCGGAACGGUGACAAACGUCAGCAUACGUCAGCCAUCCGCGGCUGGAGCGGUUGUGACGCUACAAGGAACGUUCGAGAUUCUUUCUCUCUCCGGAUCGUUUCUUCCUCCUCCGGCUCCUCCCGGAGCAACGAGUUUGACUAUAUUCGUGGCCGGAGGACAAGGACAGGUCAUUGGAGGAAGCGUCGUUGGUGAGCUUACGGCGGCUGGACCGGUGAUUGUAAUCGCUGCUUCGUUUACUAAUGUUGCUUAUGAGAGACUUCCUUUGGAAGAAGAUGAGCAGCAACAUCUCGGAGGAGGAGGAGGAGCUAACGGCGGAGGUAAUUUGUUUCCGGAGGUUGCUGGCGGAGGAGGAGGUGGACUUCCGUUCUUUAAUUUACCGAUGAAUAUGCAACCAAAUGUGCAACUUCCGGUGGAAGGUUGGCCGGGGAAUUCAGGUGGAAGAGGUCCUUUCUGAUUGAGUAUAUAUUCUAUAUACCGGCGGAGGAAGCUUUUCCGGCCAAGAAUUUGCGAGAGUGAAGAAAGGUUAGAGAAGUUUCUAAUGGACUAAUGAAUUUCAAUUUAUCAUCGUGAUUCUGGACAUUAUCUUGUUCAUCGUGUUAAGCAGCUUAGGGUUUUUUAUUUUCUGUUCUUUUUACGUUUGGUAGAAUUUUAUGUUUCAACCCUUUUCUCCUUCUGUGAAACUCUUAUGUAUUUGUGUUCGUCUGCGAUGAAAUAUCCUCCAUC